GACUGGUACCUCACCCUGCAGAUGACAAACUACAUCUCACCAUCAAACUCCAUACUUGAGAAGUUAAAUCGUUUGUAUCAUACAUUUGGUUGAAUUUGUUUAAAUAGCCAGAUUUUACCCAUCAAGAUGGUACUACCUUCAGCUAACCAUUUGAGGAUUACACAAUGCAUCUUAAUAUUUGCCAUCUCGGGUUCCCUGUCAGUGCCCUACUCAGUCACUCCAGCAGGUAUGAGCACCACCCCAACAAACAAAAUGGUAUUCCAGAUGGACAUAAAGAUCACCAAUCUGGUCUUCAAUGACUCCCUAUUGAAUCCCAAUUCCGAGGACUACAAGAAAUUGUAUGGCGAGGUCAGCCAACUGCUUGCUGAUGCCUACAAGUCUCCCUCAUCCGGAACAGCAUCCACUUAUGAGGGCGUUGCAACAAUGACUUUCAGAAAUGGAUCAGUGAUAGCAAACGCUGACAUAGUUUUCAACACAACGCUUAUCAAUGGAGUUGUGGUCAAGUUUGAUUUCCUGAAUUAUAUCGAUGCCAAUCCUUCUGCCCUUCUCCAGAUAGAUACAAAUUAUAUUGAAUCAGAAACAGUUGCGGCUCCAACCUCAACCAUAACCACCCCCACCUCAACCAUAAUCACCCCCACCACACCCACUACAACAAUAACUCACAUGACUGCAACCACUACUAACCCACUAACAACCACACCAUUGGCUACAAAUACAACUAUGAAAAUUCUUACAACUUCUACCUCAUUGGCUCCAAAUAUAACUGCGACAAUUCCAACCACAACCACCCUGUUGGUUACAAAUAUGACUAUGAAAAUUCCAACAAAUUCCACCACAUUGGCUCUAAAUACAACUAUUAACAUUCCUACAAAUUCAACUCCAUUGGUUCUAACUACUUCUACGAAUAUUCCUACAAAUUCCACUCCAUUGGCUCUAACUACAUCUAUAAACAUUCCUACAAAUUCCACUCCAUUGGCUCUAACUAAUUCUACAAAAAUUCCUACAAAAUUCACCUCAUUGGCUCCAAAUAUAACUGCGACAAAUACAACAAUGAAAAUUCCAACAAAUUCCACCACAUUGGCUCUAAAUACAACUAUUAACAUUCCUACAAAUUCAACUCCAUUGGUUCUAACUACUUCUACGAAUAUUUCUACAAAUUCCACUCCAUUGGCUCUAACUACAACUAUAAACAUUCCUACAAAUUCCACUCCAUUGGCUCUAACUACUUCUACAAAAAUUCCUACAAAAUUCACCUCAUUGGCUCCAAAUAUAACUGCGACAAUUCCAACAACCACUCUAUUGUCUAAAAAUACAACUAUGAACAUUCCAGCAACUUCCUCCCCAUUGGCUACAAAUACAACUAUGAAAAUUCCAACAAAUUCCACCCCACUGGCUCCAGCUACAACUACCAAAAUUCCAACAACCCCAUUGGCUUCAACUACAACAACAACAUUUCCAACAACUUCCACCCCAUUGGCUCCAUCUACAAUUACGAAAGAUCCCUCUUUUGACAAAACCACACAAGAUCCAAUUACCGUAGUAACCUUCUCUUCCACUAAAGGCAGCGGAAAGAGAAACAAUAGUGUACUCCCUACAUCCAGUCCUACAAAUAUGUCAUCUUCAAUGACAACUGGUGGUUCAGGAGGACACUACAAGACUAAUACAAUUCAUCCACCCACCACAAGUCAUGGUGCCAGUCCUUCACCUGGGACGGUGGACCCAGAAAAAAACAGUAAGAGACCACACAUCUCCCCAUCUGGUGGUUUAACCAACCGUCCGCUGAAGCCUUCCAUCGUGCCUCAGUCAAGCACCACAACUAAAUCUAGCACAACUGCCAACGCAGCAUCCAGGGAUAAUGGUGGUGGGUUCAGUGACUGGGUACCGGGAUGGGCCAUUGCGCUGUUGGUGUUAGCCGCUGUCAUCCUGCUGCUCCUCAUUAUCAUCUUCAUCAUGAUGGUGGUGCGCUGGUGCUGUAAAAGGUCAGAUGGUCCAUACGCUCAUGAAAAAAAGAGCACCCCCAACAUGGACUCUUUCCCCACAUAUGUCCCCCAAGCCCCUGUACAGGAGCAACCCAAUGGCAAGACCAUUGAGACUAUCCAGGAUGACCCACGAAAGAAGAAAAAAACUGGCAUGUACAUAGUGAACCCCUGAGCAGGAAGAUGUGGAGGUGACAUACCAACAGGCAAACUCUUGUCUGCAGAACAAGAUCUGACAAAGAUGAGCUACAAGCAAAACCAUGUCACAACCUCUGUAGAUACUGUAUAGUUUGUCAGGAAUUUAGCAUGUUAUAUUGGAUGAAAAUGAUCGGAAUGAUUUCAUAUGUUUGUAUAUAUUCCACAAAUCUUGCGCAUAAACUUUGGGCAACCUUGCUAGUAUUUUUUAACUGUAUCUGAUGUCGUCAUAUUUGACCCUGUUAUGAACACAACCGGCGUCAAGCUGAUAUAUUUUUUCAGUCUGUUAUAUUCUGAUUUGUCAUUGGCACAAAUAUCUCAGAUGUUUUGCUUUGCAUCAUGUUCAACUGCUCAAUUGUAUAAUGCUAAAGAUGAAUGUUAAAUCAAAUAUGAAAAUCAGAGUUCCUUAAUUGGUCAGAUAUUUGAAUCGGGAGUUUACAGCAAUGAUGUAUAUGAGCCCUGGAUUGCAGAUGCUAUGUGUUGGCCAUUGACAGGCUUUAAAGCCACCAGUCUGCCAAUUUGGCACUCCCCAGUAGGAGCAGUCCUUCAUAGGAAUACAUGGAAUUCUACAGUAUUUCAAUUAAAUAUUUCAGGGACAAAAUGACAUGUAUUUAAAUAUUUGUUUAUUGUUGGGACAGUAACAUUGGUGAUCUGAAAAAAAUAUACUUUAAACGUUUUUCUAUAUUUUAUUUGUAUGUUUAGCUCACAUAAUACAAUGUAAAAGUAUGCAAUAAGGUGUCUGAAAUAGAAUAGCUGUGGCAAAAACAAUUUUAGAAAUCAAUAAAUUCAUUUCUGUAGCUUCCAAAAUAUAUUUUUUAUGUUGAGGGAGUGCCAAGAUGGAGGCAUGGUGGCUUCAAUAGAGCCGCCAAAACAGUAUUCUAGUGUGUAUAUAUAAAUCAUUGACUUACAACAUGUGCAGUAAUAAUGUGACAUCUUGAGAAAUGGAAAUAGAUGUAGGUCUGAAUCUUAACUUGACUUGAGUGCCCAUUGAUGUCAAUGGAAGAUUUUCAAAAACUCCAGUUCCACGCACAGAUCUCAAGUUAGGAUUUGGGACUUGAGAAUUACAUAUGUAAAUAGGAGUACAUUUCUGAGUACUGAGUUUGUAUCAUGUUAUGUACAAUUUAAUGGAAGACUUGUAAAUAAAUGUUGAGAACCAA
Messenger RNA from Oncorhynchus keta (chum salmon), 3328 nucleotides. RefSeq names its product mucin-5AC-like. The record is from RefSeq and is a predicted model, not a curated record. Gene Ontology annotation, biological process: visual perception. The coding region runs from base 127 to 2151 and encodes 674 amino acids. The transcript has 8 exons. Lineage: Eukaryota; Metazoa; Chordata; Actinopteri; Salmoniformes; Salmonidae.